AUGGCUAGCGUAAUGCGAUUCGAAGACAGUGAUCUUCCUUCGGAAGAAAUGGAAUUCCAAGCGAAAUGGGGCAGAUUCGCCGACUGGUUGCACUGCAUUUGUGUUGUUACUUUCGACUUGGAGCUUGGGCAGGCGAUGGAGAGCGUCUACCCGCCUGGCGUGAAAUUGACAGAUCAAGAGAAGUGUAACAUUUGCUAUUUGGCGUUCCCGGACUCAAAUUCAGGAUGCAUGGGAGACACUCAGUUUCACGUACGUCUCCGUUCCCGCAGCCCCCUUAGCCCGCAACAAUUAACCUACAACGACGACGCGGUACCUACUCUGCGGGCGGAUUCCACGCAUUACUGGGGCUUCGUCCAUUUCAGACAGGUCAAGGACCCCUCGUUACCCCGAGGAUAUUUCCAGAAGAGUAUAAUAUUGCUUACAAGGUUACCAUUUAUCAAUUUGUUUUACAAAGUCAUUCAACUUAUUGCACCUAAGCAUUUUGAGGAUGGUUCUAGCAGUUUAGAGGCUGCCUGCCAUGACAUCAACAGGUGGCCAGCUCUGGAAUCUGGGCAGAAUGUGUUGUUACCUGUUUUGGGAACUGUCUAUCAGUCAUACAUACCUAAUCAGCAAACUGGUAAGAUUACAAGAUCAGAUAUUGCCAAACAUGUGCAGUCCAGUGUACCACACAUUCUAGCCUCUAUUCAAGAUGUCAAUGUAUUUGACGCUCUUUCCAGUUUGAUAUCCCAUCUACAUCUUUUAUGGGAGUUGGUAUUAACAGCAGAACCUAUAGUGGUGAUGGCCAGCUCACCAACAGAAUGCUCAGCCUUAGUCCAAGCAUUGACAUAUUUAAUCCAACCUCUUCCAUAUGCAGCUGAAUACAGGCCAUACUUCACAAUACACGACAGUGAGUUUAAAGAAUUUACUAGAAAGCAAUUCAACCCACCUUGCGUCAUUUUGGGUGUAACAAAUCCAUUCUUCACGAAAACAUUGCAACAUUGGCCGCACACUAUUAAACUGGGUGACUCUGCUACAAUUAAAAGUAAAUUACGUAAAGUUGGUAAUAUUAAGCUUUUGGACACUGCUCCUGGUGUUUACACUCAAUAUAAACCUUUUUUAGAGAAAGACAAGGCAAUUAUUAAAAAACUACACAAUGGCAUUCGCACAGAUCGGCCUUCUGAAGUACAAACAGCAAUGGUGAAACGACACUUGCUAGAGUUGACUCAAAGUUUCAUGAUUCCAUUAGAAAGGUAUAUGGCAUCACUAAUGCCUUUACAGAAGAACAUUUCCCCCUUCCGAGCUCCACCUAUCCCAAACCCGUUUAACCCAGAAGAUUUCUUUGCCACACUGCAGCAAGCAGGACCUCAUCUAACAACAGGUAUAAAAGGGGACUGGAUUGGUCUGUACAGAAACUUCUUUAAAACCCCUAACUUCAGUGCAUGGUUCCAUGAGAGACAUAGCAGUUUGACAAAUAAACUUCACGCAUUGCAAUUGGAGGCAUUAGCUGAGAGUGAUUUGAAGAAAUGGUCAGUUGGGAAGAAAGAAGUAGAGAUUGUGGAUAUGGUAUUGAAACUUCGAGAAGUUUUAAAAAGUAAUCCUCCAGUAGCGGAUAAUACUCGUACACUGCUAGCUAGACGUCUGGAGGAUUUGAAUUAUGUUUUGCCGGAAGAUAUGAAAUCAAUAUUAAAUGCUGCCACGUGACAUCAGAAUGGCUGCGCCUCAAAACUGAGAGGUUGCAGCAAAGACUGCAAAAUUCAGUUGAGAUUUGACUAUAAGUCUAUAGCUUGCGUUUAAUAUACUCAUUGAUUUGAACUGUAUGCAAUGUGAUUCAAGUUUUAGUAGCUUGUUAUUGUAUAUUUUAGUGUUUACUUAAUUUUGACUCUGUUUUGGGUAAUACUUACUAGAUUAGCAUAGCCAAAACAUCUUCAUAAAUAUCAUACUAGUGCCAUUAGGUCUAUAAUUAUGUUACAUAUUGCUCACUGCUGCUGUAUAUAUUUUUACCUCGCAAGGUUUCUUAUGAUAAAUUUUCAAGGUGACUUAUCAGUCUCCUUGCCUAAACAGAUAUGUCAAUGUAAUGUUUACAAAUGUUGUUUAUACAUUGAUAAUUUUUGUCAAGAAUGUUUUCACAGUUUCAUUGUGAUUGAAUACUAUUUGAACUUAUAUUGCUAAGUCAUUUUGGCAUAUUCUUCUCAUCUGCGGGCUUAGUAUAAGCAUGAAGACCAAAACAAUUGUCUUUAAAAUGGCGUCACACGUGCGUGCGUAACGAUAGCGCUUCUUAAUGCUAUUAAAAGCGUCAAACGGAAGAAAAUUGCUCUACUGUCAUUAGAUUUUUUCCCUUUUCACUCAUGCCAAGCCUGCUAGUGUUUUAUCUAUCUGUAGAUAUUUUUUUAAAAGCAUGUUUCACUCAAAGGUAUAGCUAUUUAUACCAUACAUAAUCUAUACAAUGUAUAAUGACAAACAUAUCUGAUUACCUAUGCAAAGCCUAUAACAUCCUUUAAUUUACUGAAACAAAAUAUUAUCAUAGCAACUAUUGUACAGUUUGUAUAGAUUCUAUUUCCUAUGAAUGGCAAGUCCAGUGUAAUAGUUAUUAUAUUGAGCCGACCCUUUAAUACCUAUAAUUUAGGUUUCAAUAUUGUCAUUACCCAGCAUACUGACAAGUGGGGCUCAAACCAUACUCUGAUAAGUGUGUAAAUAUUGUGACCAUUGAUUUAGAGUCUUCUUCUUUUAAAUGCCAUGGCUCCAUCGAAACAAACGAUGAUUUCGCCAAUGUCAAGUAAAAAUGACUAUGCGGUACUUCUACUUUAUAAUGUUACAACCCCAUCAAUACCAUAUCGGUAAACCCGCCAAUGCCAAGUUAAGAAGAGUCACUAAUAAACGUAAUUGAUCAAGCAGGUGAUUUAAAAUAAAUUGAGGAGCAUCACUUUUGGGCCGCCAUUGUUAAGAAGCAGCAAUAUAUCAAUGACUUUCUAGAGUACUUGGUACUUGGUGCAACGGGCUGGUAUCCGCAACUCGACGACAAAGCGCCUAUUUUGCGUAUGACUUUCUAGAGUAAUAAAUCUCAAAAAUACUAAAUUCAUUGGUAAGACAUUUGGACAAAUCUGAGAAAGGGGACAAAUGGUCAGUAUCAGUCCUAUUUUAUUUAACCAAUAGAAAUUGUCUUGUCAGUGUCUUGUUUCCAUAAAAAAUUAGAACAUUUAGUAUUCACUUGUGUGAUAAAGGUAAAUAAAAAAAUUACUUUGGAACUGUUGAAAUGCAGCGGUGUGGUACUUUUUAAACUCCACACACUAUAUUAACUAAUACCAUAGAUAGCUUUUUGCCAAUUGUAUCUAAAUUAUAAUGGUCAGUAAACUAUACAUAGGUAUAAUAUAAAGACGAAUGUAAGAAUAUGAUGUUAGAAGUGUUGUGUACUUUUGUUAAUAAUUUAAUAUGAUGAAUGGCUUAAUGAAGUUGCUAUGUUGUAUUUUGUGUUGCUUUACUCAUGCCUAAGUUAUAGUUGUUGUCACUAGAGGUUGUAUUGGAGCCAUGUAAAAAAUAUCCAACU
Molecule: messenger RNA, 3520 nt
Organism: Hyposmocoma kahamanoa
Lineage: Eukaryota; Metazoa; Arthropoda; Insecta; Lepidoptera; Cosmopterigidae
Product: protein DENND6A
Exons: 1
Coding region: 1-1680 (559 amino acids)
Cellular component (GO): recycling endosome
Molecular function (GO): guanyl-nucleotide exchange factor activity
Source: RefSeq, a predicted model, not a curated record